Molecule: messenger RNA, 759 nt
Organism: Nomascus leucogenys (northern white-cheeked gibbon)
Lineage: Eukaryota; Metazoa; Chordata; Mammalia; Primates; Hylobatidae
Product: protein PBMUCL2
Source: RefSeq, a predicted model, not a curated record
AUGCCCGGCUAUGUCCCCCUUCUGCUGCUCCUGCUUCUCCUGAGGUGUUCAGAACGGGGUGGGGCAGUUAAUUUUGGUGAGAAGGAUGCAAAAGUCCCCAGGGCCUGGAGAGAUGGAGUCAGGGUCCCUGGAGAAGGAACCUCUUGGGCAGACAGGGCCAGUCCUGAGCAAAGGUACGGAAUAGUAGGACUAAGCCAAAGCAUUUCCACUAAGCACCCAGAGACCAGCCCUAAAGACUCAAGAAUAAGAGAAAAUGAUAUAACUGCAGAUGGAAGGACCACUGAGGAUCACAUCACUGCAGACCCAGGGACCACUGAGGAUUCUGUCACUGCAGACCCAGGGACCACUGAGGACAACGUGACUGCAGACCCAGGGACCACCGAGGGCUCUGUCACUGCAGACCCAGCAACCACCAAGGACUAUGUGACUGCAGACCCAGGGACCACCAAACACUCCAUCACUGCAGACCCAGGGACCACCAAGGAUUCCGACUAUGUGACUGCAGACCCAGGGACCACCAAGGAUUCCGUCACUGCAGACCCAGGGACCACCAAGGACUAUGUCACUGCAGACCCAGGGACCACCAAACACUCCAUCACUGCAGACCCAGGGGCCACUGAGGACCCCGUCACUGCAGACCCAGGGACCACCAAACACUCCAUCACUGCAGACCCAGGGACCACCGAGGACUCCGUCACUGCAGACCCAGGGACCACAGAAGAUGAAACCACUAAACAUGGUGACACUCACCUUCUGUGA